Phytophthora nicotianae INRA-310 is the source of this 1046-nucleotide messenger RNA. RefSeq lists its product as hypothetical. The coding region runs from base 174 to 995 and encodes 273 amino acids. The transcript has a single exon. NCBI's taxonomy places the organism in Eukaryota, Oomycota, Peronosporomycetes, Peronosporales, Peronosporaceae. The record is from RefSeq and is a predicted model, not a curated record. Gene Ontology annotation, biological process: carbohydrate transport. Gene Ontology annotation, cellular component: membrane. Gene Ontology annotation, molecular function: sugar transmembrane transporter activity.
UGAAGCCACAUGAGACAGACCGCAUGAUGAAAAACUGAAGUUGACCUCGCUCUUCCUCGCCAGUCGCUCCUUUUGUCGUUUUCUAGAAGCGCUCAGUUAACAAUUUGCCAUCAAACACUCAACUGCUCCUACUUGGUACAAGCUUCACUGCUUACAAAUACGCUUGAUGUACAAUGGUUGACAGCACGGUUCUCCUCGUCGUCCGCAUCUUCGCCGCCUUCGGUGCGUUGGCGUUAAUCUGCAGUCCGUCCAUCCUGAUGCGUCAAAUUCACAAGCAGAAGCACGUCGGCGUCGCCUCCGUUAUCCCUCUCGUCAUGCUCGCUAUCAACUCCCACGUCUGGAUGAUGUACGGCUAUCUGGGCGAAAACUACUUCCCCAUCUUCAGUUGUUACACGUUCGGCGACCUCGCAGCAUUAACCUACGUCGCAAUCUACUGGCGAUACACAACCGAGCACAGAUACGUCGCUAGAGUCAUUGCCGUAGCGUUGAUAGUGAUCAUUAUCCUGUCGAUCUAUGCUAUCCUCGGCGGUUUUGGCUACACUGGUCAAAUACGAGCACAAGUGGCCAAGACUAUGGGAUACAUCGGCGACGCGACGGCCGUGUGUCUGUACGCAGCGCCGAUGGAGAAGCUGUUCCAAGUGCUUAAACAUAAGUCUGCUGCCUUCAUUAAUGCGCACAUGGUGAUGGCCAGUCUGGCCAACAACAUCAUGUGGUUCACGUACGGCACGCUGACAGCCAACUGGAUCAUUAUCGCGCCCAACAUCCUCUUUAUCGCACUCAACUCGUCCACGCUGGUACUGUGCAUUGUGUUCAACCCCAAGACACACCCGCUGCACGAAAGCUUCUUCGCUCACGACGAUACUCCGAUCGAAGUAUCCGUCGAACUGUCACCGAAAAAUGGUAGUAAAGUACCCAACAUCCCGAGUCCAGAAUACAAGGCAAUGCAAUCACCUUUAGAACCACUGCGUAUCCACCUAGAUAUUAAUACAAGCUAAGUUAUGCUUUAGGGAUUAAAUCAAUGUUUAAUUUACCGUUUUCAUCUCCCA